GACAAAAGUGUCAAGUGUCUAAGUCGAAGUGUCAUUAUUAGAAAUAGAAUUAAUUACUUUGGUUAUCAUGUGCUAAAUAACAUUACUUUGCGUAUUUUAACAGAAAAAAACCAAUAAUGUAAAUCUAUUUUUACCAUAGUGAGUAUAUUUCAUUAAUUUAAUUGAAUGGUAGAGUUUACACUUAACCUUAAUCUAUCUAAUACAAAUUCUAUGACGAAAAUGCUGUCCUAAUUAUCUGCGACCUGUGUUACAAAAUCCUCAAAGAUUUGUAAGAUGGAAGACGACCUAGACGACAAAAUAUUCUACCAAACAUACGUUUCACAUAUGAAAAUCAUGUCACGAGUAUCAUGGACUGUUCCCUUAAAACUCUCUCACAUAACAUUCUCUUCACAAAUUUGGAGGCAGCUGAAAAUCUACGUCUUCAAGCCGGAGUUUUUGAUUUUUGGUAUGAUGAUAUUUUUUGUAUUCAUAUACAUUCAAGCUGUAGAUGAAUGGAGUCGAAGUUUAUUGGGAAAGUUCCAGUAUAGUAUCGGUAAGGCAACAUCUAAAUCCAAAAUCGAGAAGCUUAGCUUUUUCAGUAAUACCAACAUCGAAAAAUCCAGUUGGGAGAUGAAGGUAGGUACCAUUGCAGCUUACGCUCUACAGGGAAGACGACCAAAAAUGGAAGACAGGUUUGUGAUAAACGAUAAUAUCAGUAAUACAGGGGUUGCGUUAUUUGCUGUGUUUGAUGGGCAUGGGGGAGAAUUUGCUGCUACAUACGCCAAAGAAAAGCUUAUGCAGAACUUAUUUAAUAAAGUCAUAGAAAUUAAAGGUAUAAUAUCUGGGGAUUCAACCAAACGUGUAGUACCUGAAGAAGAAAAGGAUGAGGAAAAGAAAGAUCCUGAAAAGCCAGUUACUCCUACUAUUUCUCAGCGCAGGAAGAGUUUUAGAAGGACUAAUUCAACCACAGACGAAUGUAUUGAAGGAACUAAAGAAAUAACAGACUUGCAACUGUUAUCAAAAUUAGAUAGCAUAAAACCCAUAUCAAAAUCUUCAAAGCCACUGAAAACAACCCCAAGCUUUAAAAAGGUGCCUGUCAAUAAUUAUUUCGACAAAUUUGGGAUCGUGAAUUAUGAAAAAUUAUUAACAGAUGAGGUACUAGCUGCAGAUGAGAGACUACUAGAGAUUGCAAAGAAAAGUUUAGAUGUUGCAGGUACUACAGCCCUAAUAGCCAUAUUAGAAGGCAAUAGACUGAUAGUAGCCAAUGUUGGCGACUCUAGGGGAGUAAUGUGUGAUUCAAAAGGAAAUGCUAUUCCGUUAUCUUUCGAUCACAAACCUCAACAGAUGAGGGAGCGUAAAAGAAUCAAGGCAGCUGGGGGGUUUGUGUCUUUUAAUGGGGUCUGGCGUGUGGCUGGCAUCCUAGCUACAUCUAGAGCACUGGGAGAUUACCCACUUAAAGAUAAGAAGCUAGUAAUUGCUGAACCUGAUAUAUUGACAUUUGAUUUACUGGAUCACAAACCUUCGUUUCUUAUUUUGGCAACGGAUGGUUUGUGGGACACAUUCUCGAAUGAAGAGGCAGUGAAUUUUAUUAAAGAAAGAUUGAAUGAACCAGAUUAUGGUGCUAAAAGUCUGGCUUUACAGUCCUACUACAGGGGUUCUACUGAUAACAUAACUGUCAUCAUCAUCAAUUUUAAGAACCAUGCCUUUAGUAAGUUUACUGCUAGUGCAUCAUGAAUAGUAACGUAAUGCAGCUGCUGUAAGGAUGUCUGACUCAUUUAUGGACAUCUUUAUUAUAUUUAAAUAAUACUUUACUGUAGUACUUUUAAAGAAAAAUGUUUUUUACAUUCGUAAGUUUUAAAUUUGUGUGGGACACUUCCCAAUUUUUGUACAUUAUUUGAUUUUGCUCACUGAUUUAUCUAGCAAGACAUCAAUUGACUAAAUGUUUUUUGCAUUAUAUAAAAGCUAUGACAAAAUAUUUAGCUCAAACCUUUAUAGAUUUGGCUGUAUACUUAAAUUUUACAAUUUGCGCAAUCUGUGUAUUUUGUUUUAAAGCAAUUUAAAAUUGUUCUGAAGCUAUUUUCCUUGUGGGAUCUUAAUACAACUUACUAUUUUUGUUGUGAAUAAGUUUUAAGUAAUUGUUCUUGUUUGUAUUUUGAGAAUGAUUUCCGAAGUGCAAAUUUAAACGUCAAAUAAACUUAUUUUAAAGUAAAAUUGUGGUUCAUUCCCAACAAAAAUAGUAAAAAGUAAUUUAAAAAUGUGAUUUCCAUAAUGUCAUACAAAAUAUGUUAGAUUUCCUGAUUAUUUAAUUCUUAUAACCCUUACCAGCCAAAAUUAUUUUUGGGUUUCGAAGUUUCACAUUCAUUUCUGACUAUACUUCGUCUAAUUUACUAACCGUUUCACGUCAUCCGCGUCAUAGCCUGUGACCUCGCAUGAUACCAACACGAAAUAUUUAGGCGGUAGGUGUGUUCUUUUUUAGAAUCACUUUGCCGAGUCCACUGGAAUUACAGCAACUAUUAGACAUAUUUUAAUAUAUACGCGUAGAAAUAAUAUUUGAAGAUUUCUAUUAAUGUUAACCUAAAGAAAUACACAAUAAUAUGUUGCAUUUAAUUUGUAUAAUUGGAUUAUAAAGCGUUUUUAUGAAGCACAUUUGUUCGGAACACACUGUACCUGUAAUCGAACGAAGGUGACAUUUUAGAAUAAUUUGGUAACAUUUAUUUGACAGUUGCGGUGAUGACACUUCAUAUUUGUUUAUAUUCUUUACUAUAAGUAUCUGUUUUAUUAUAUCUAUCUACUGUUUUUAUUAUUUACUUUACUCUAAAAAGAUCCUCUACUAUAAAAUAUAAAUUUCACCUAAUUUUAUCACGACUUGGAAUAAUCGAGGUAUCUGACAUCUGACAACUUUUUUAGUUGUUAUUGUAGACAUAUACAAAGAAACCUACCGGCUUCUGCCAAGAGUUCGGAGCCGUUUUUUAAUUAUUAACAAUGCAGUACAAGAACGCUUGCACUGCAAAUCUUAAAAGAUUAUAACUUAAUUCUUGUUCUCUAUUUCUUAAGUUUUUACUGAUUUACAUUGAAUAUUAAUUUGUUUUGUUGUAUAAUCCACGUUUACAAUAAUUAUGUGAUCUAUUUUAUUUAAAAUGGAUUCAGGAUUUUUUUUAUAUUUUGGCAACUAUGUCAACUUAGAUCUCUGGCGUAGAUAAUGACGUGCAACGGUAAGUAAAUUAGAUGGACAUUUACUGAUAGAACUGUCAAAUAAAUCAAUACAGAGUAUUCCUUAGCAAAAGACCCCGUUCUCAUGACAAGCACUUAACGCGCAUUUUGAUAACGCUUGAUUACAACUAAAUACAUUUUACUUGAGACCGUUCACAUGCUAACGCGCGUUUUAGGUCAUUAAAACGCACGUUGGCGGGUGACGGCCUAAAAUAAAAUGUAUGUAGUUUUGAUCGCGCGUUAAGCGCCAGUCAUGUGAACGCGCUCUGUUACUGUGACAUCAUCAUCAUCAUCAUCAUCAUCAGCCUCUCUCAAUCCACUGCUGGACAUAGGCCUCCCCUGUUUGUCUCCAAAGUGUUCUAUCUUGUGCUUUUUGUAUCCAGUUUUUUGUUGUCUUUCGUAAGUCGUCUUGCCAUCGUAUUGGUGGUCUUCCUCUGCUACGUUUAUCGGCUCUUGGUCUCCAUUCAACUAGUUUGCGAGUCCAUCUUCCGUCCUUCAUUCUGGCAACGUGUCCAGCCCAUUUCCAUUUUACUAUCAUACUGUGACAGCAUCAUAUAAAUCAAUGCAGUGUCAAAUAAAUCAAUGACAGAACUGACAAAUAAAUCAAUGCAACAUUGCCAUGAUCCCAAAUGGGAUCAUCUGACUGGAAAGGGUUAAUAAAAACUUUUAAUAUUAUAAAGACACCUGAUUACCACUGCAAAAUUAUUAACCAUAUACUGAAAAAAAUACUCAUAUGCACUUGCUGGGUUGUGAUAUUACUUAAUGUUUUACAUGUUAGUAAUCGAAAUAUGUUUGUUUUUAUUGCAUUGUUAAAUAGUGCCAAUCUUGUUCUGUUAAUGGUUAUUAUGUGUACAAAUUAAGAUUGUCUUUAGUGCCAAUAAUUAUUGUUUGAAACGUUGAUUUUUCUUUGUAAUAGCUGUGAAAUAAAUUUUAUAAUUAUA
Messenger RNA from Diabrotica virgifera virgifera (western corn rootworm), 4130 nucleotides. RefSeq names its product protein phosphatase 1L. Bases 274 to 1713 code for a protein of 479 amino acids. Gene Ontology annotation, cellular component: cytosol; nucleus. The transcript has 2 exons. NCBI's taxonomy places the organism in Eukaryota, Metazoa, Arthropoda, Insecta, Coleoptera, Chrysomelidae. Gene Ontology annotation, biological process: negative regulation of canonical NF-kappaB signal transduction; protein dephosphorylation; positive regulation of canonical NF-kappaB signal transduction. The record is from RefSeq and is a predicted model, not a curated record. Gene Ontology annotation, molecular function: cation binding; protein serine/threonine phosphatase activity.